This is a messenger RNA of Melopsittacus undulatus (budgerigar), 3005 nucleotides long. Its product is annotated as retinoic acid-induced protein 3. NCBI's taxonomy places the organism in Eukaryota, Metazoa, Chordata, Aves, Psittaciformes, Psittaculidae. The record is from RefSeq and is a predicted model, not a curated record. Gene Ontology annotation, biological process: G protein-coupled receptor signaling pathway. Bases 227 to 1294 code for a protein of 355 amino acids. Gene Ontology annotation, cellular component: plasma membrane; intracellular membrane-bounded organelle; signaling receptor complex. Gene Ontology annotation, molecular function: G protein-coupled receptor activity; protein kinase activator activity. The transcript has 4 exons.
UAGGCGUGCUCAGCCACACCUCUCCAACCUCCAGCUGUUAAAGUUCCCAAGGAGGGCGAGCACAGGGCUGCUGCUCGGCCAGGCUUGCAAACGAGAAGGUGUCCGUGUUCCUCGUUUGGAGGGAACUCGCCUCUUCUAGCCAGAGCUUCCCUGUUGCCUUCUCCAGCAGGACCCAAAAAGCUUUGGGGAAGCAUUUUGCAAGGAGUUUAUCCAAGAAGGCAAGAAGAUGACCUCACCUCCCCGAGGCUGUGGCAGCAUCAAUGAAAGCUAUUACCUGCUUUGUGACAUGGAGGAGGCCUGGGGGAUUGUCCUGGAGUCACUGGCUGUGGCUGGCAUCCUUGUCACCAUUUUCCUCAUCUGCUCACUCUUCUUUCUCAUCUGCAAAGUCCAAGACAACAGCAAGCGGCACACGCUCUCUGUCUAUUUCUUCUUUCUCUUAGGCACGCUUGGUGUUUUUUGUCUCACUUUUGCCUUCAUCAUUAAACUCAAUGAAAGGACUCGCCCUACUCGCUUCUUCCUAUUUGGAGUCAUCUUUGCUCUUUGCUUCUCAUGCCUCCUGGCCCAUGCGUGCAACCUCAACAAACUAGUGAGAGGAAGAAAGCCAUUCUCCUGGCUGGUGUUGCUGCUCCUCAUUGUUUCCUUUGCCCUGGUACAAAUUGUCAUCAAUAUUGAGUAUUUAGUCACCAUGCUAGUAAACCAGAGAGAGGACUUUCUGACUAUGUCUGCAGAGAAGACUAACAAAGACUUUGUCAUGCUUUUGAUCUACGUGCUCUUCUUGAUGGCUCUGACCUUCUUGGUUUCCAUGUUCACAUUCUGUGGGUCAUACAAAAGCUGGAAGAGGCAUGGGGCACAUAUCUUUGUCACUGUCUUGCUCUCCAUUGCCAUUUGGGUAGUGUGGAUCACUAUGCUCACAAAAGGCAACACAGCCUUAAACAAAAAAACCUGGGAUGAUCCUGUUGUGGCCAUUGCUCUGGUGUCCAAUGGAUGGGUCUUCCUGAUAAUGUAUAUUGUGCCUGAAAUUUGUUUCCUCACUGCCCCUCUGAAGCUGGAGGACUACCCUCCAGAAAACGACUUCUGCCAGCCCAAGUUCAUAAAGCAGACAACUGGAGUGGACAACCGUGCCUACACCCAAGAUGAACUUGUGCAAGGAAACACAGGAGACAACAGCUACUCCCCAUACUCUUCUCAUUUUCAGAUGAAGACCAUCGAUCCCCAAAAUGAUUUUUCCAUUCCUCGGGCCAAAGCCCAGACAAGCCCGUACCAUGACUACACUGGUGGGAAAGGCCCCAUGUAGCAGUUCCACAGUGAGCAAAAAGGCUAAGUGCCCAUCAGCAGAGGCAUGGGAAAUGGGUCACAUGAUGACAAGUGAGUCAUCCGGCAAAAGAGACAGAAUCAACACACACUGGCAGAAGAGAAGAGGGGUCCUCUUUUCCCCACACACCUUGUAAGCCCCUCUCAUUCCUCACGCACAGCUUUCAGACACAUCCUGGUCUUGCUCACUCUUUUUCUCUGUGGUAUGGAGCUCAUUUCUUCUGACAGAGGAACGUGCUGGGAAGAGCCUGUCCUGGACUAUUUUCAACAGGAAUGCUGUAGGGCUAGAGCAGCAGGAAGCUGAUCAGCUGGGUUUGCGACUAUCUCUGCCCCAGCCAGGACUUGCUUUGAUAGCUUGUGUGUAUGCCUGCACCCUGUGUGUGAUGGGAGAAGAGGAAGGAACAGAAGCAUCAGCCCCACUCCUGCACACCCAUGAACACAUCUCCAAUACUACUGAGAACACCCUUAUCAAUACACCAUUUCUUUUGUGCCUGCUCCCGUCCUUUCCUGGCCUUCCUGCAGACAGCAGAAAAGAAACAGGGAGGGCUGGGAAAAUUUUUCUUUUUCUCCUCUUCAUGUUCACUUCCAGCCCCUUCCUCAUCACCUGGGGACCACCUACAGUGAAGAGGGGAGAGAAGAUCUAAAGACAUGAAAAUAUCUACCCAUAUUUACUUUGACAUGUUUUCUGAUUGCACUGUAGCAUCAUCCCCCUUUCUAGCUUGGGCUCCUGACCAAGCACCCCAAGGUGCCUGUCUAACCUGCAAAUCCUCACUCCCCACCCUAUAACCCCUGACUGUGGAUCCCUGCAGACAAAACCCCUUCUGUGCAGCUGCUUCCAAUAACCUGGUGGCAUUUAAUCCCAUGCACUUUGGAGCCCUGCCUGCUCCAGAGUGUGUCUGUGGCAUUAACACAAACAUUUUUCAAGCAGCCAGCUUAAGGAAGGCGGAUGCCCUUGUUCCAGGAGUGAAUGAACAUGAGUGUGUGUCUGUGUGUGCUGUGUGGACUGCACCCUGGUGAUGAGCAAUGAGUCUGCAGAGUUGAAUCAUUCUGUAGCCUGCUUUGCAUUUGUUAAAUAGGUUUCUAUGAUAUUUCAUAUAGAAAUGCAUAGAGCUCUCCAAGUGGGUGUGUAUGAUACACUGGUGUCUGACACAGCUGUAUAUUUAUUUAGUACUUUGUACGUAGAAUAUUUACUAAAAGCCAGAGAGCCUGACUACGAGAGACUGGUGCUCUUCUCAGGAAUGUGGUUCCUCUAAUGGCUGGUGGAGUGGCAGCAACAACUCUCCAUGGGUUGGACUGGGUCACCUGGGAGAUUGCAGCUUAGGGGACUCUGUCGCUCUGGGCAAGAGUUCAGCUGCUUGAAGGUGCAGAAGACAGUUACAGUUUCUCUGUGCUACUUUUCUUGAAUGAAGCAAGAUGAUUCAAUGUUUUAAGCAUUUAAGAAAUAUGAAUCCAAGCACCAAACGCAAGAGGAAAGAUAGGACCUUUUCAUUCUGUAUGUAUCUGUGUCUGCUGCAUCUAUAUUCCAGUAUUUAUUUACUUGUAUUGUGCUGGGUUCAUGCAUAAUCAAGAAUAGGAAAGGAGCUUGUAGGUAUUCAAUUCAGCUGGCAAAAAUCUGUCUUUCCAAUGUUCUGCAGACAUGUAAUAUUUUUUUUUGAAAGAAGAAACAAUAUCAAAGCAAAAUAAUGAUUAUGAUG